Messenger RNA from Labeo rohita (rohu), 828 nucleotides. RefSeq lists its product as uncharacterized. The coding region runs from base 142 to 603 and encodes 153 amino acids. Lineage: Eukaryota; Metazoa; Chordata; Actinopteri; Cypriniformes; Cyprinidae. The transcript has 3 exons. The record is from RefSeq and is a predicted model, not a curated record.
AGGUUUCGAAGUUUCAUAAAGCAUCUUUAAAAAAAAUGACCAUCCGUAGUUUCGAGUACUAUCAGGAAAACAGAGACAGAGGAUUAAGACAAACCACCGGUCAGGUUUAUUAAAACACGAUUUCAAGAAAUCGACAGCCAUAUGGAGAACGUUUUCAUGUUCGUUGUGUUUUUGUUCUUAAACGGUGUUUUCUGUGAUCCAGUUAGUGAGUCAGUGUCAGUGAAGGAGGGCGAUUCUGUCACUCUCCACACCAGUCUUCUUGAAGUAGAGAAAGGGCAUGUGAUAGACUGGAGGUUUGGACCAAACAGCAUUCUCAUAGCUAGAGUCAAUAGCUUAGCUAAUACAACGACUGUAUAUACUGAUGUUAUUGGUGGGAGUUUCAAAAACAGAUUGCACAUAGACCAGCAGAUUGGAGAUCUUGUCAUCACAAACAUCAGAACUGAACAUUCUGGACUUUAUAAACUAAGCAUCCAUGGCAAAAACAAAGACAUGUUAUAUAAUUUGUGUCUGCUGAAAGGGAUGGGGUUGAGACUGUGCAAAUCAUGGAGGGAGAUUCUGUCACUCUACACACUGAUGCUGCUGAAAUACCGAAAAAUCAUCUAAUACAGUGGAUGUUUGGAAACACUGUAAUAUGUACUUUCAAUAAAACGUCCCAAGUUCUGCCCAUAAACGGACAUAAUGUCAAGGCAUUCUUAAAUAAAUUGGAGGUGGAUCGGGAAACUGGAUCUCUCAAAAUCAGGAGCCUUAGAAGAGAACAAUGUGGGAUUUAUGACCUACAGAUUAUCAGCAGCACUCAUACCAUACAGAAGAGAUUCAAUAUUACGAUUU